Phragmites australis (common reed) is the source of this 900-nucleotide messenger RNA. RefSeq names its product WUSCHEL-related homeobox 10-like. The transcript is spliced from 2 exons. Gene Ontology annotation, molecular function: DNA binding; DNA-binding transcription factor activity. Bases 62 to 871 code for a protein of 269 amino acids. NCBI's taxonomy places the organism in Eukaryota, Viridiplantae, Streptophyta, Magnoliopsida, Poales, Poaceae. The record is from RefSeq and is a predicted model, not a curated record. Gene Ontology annotation, biological process: adventitious root development.
UGUCUGAUCCUAGCUAGCUUGCUUUGACCAUAUUCAAGCUAGUCUCUUCCUCUUCCCCUCCAUGGACUCCCACAACGGCCAAGCUCCCUCUCACCGCUGCGGCGAGGGCGAGCCAACGACGGCGAGGUUGCGGUGGGCGCCGAAGCCAGAGCAGAUCCUGAUCCUGGAGUCCAUCUUCAACAGCGGCAUGGUGAACCCUGCCAAGGACGAGACGGCGCGCAUUCGCCGCCUCCUCGAGCGCUUCGGCGCCGUCCGCGACGCCAACGUCUUCUACUGGUUCCAGAACCGCCGCUCCCGCUCCCGCCGCCGCGCUCGACAGCUCCAGCAGUCCUGCAGUGCAGCUGCCCAGCCCCAGCCCCCUGCCGCCGCCCGAGUCGUCGCCGGCCACCUCCACGGCGUCAACGACAGCGCAUCUCCUUUCGUCAUGCACGGGCACGGCCAUGUGCGUGCGGCCAUGCCCACUGCCUCGCCUGUGCAGUCCGUGGCCGACGCGGCGCCCCACUUCUUUGCAGACGACGUCGACUGCGGCGGCGACGACCUCUUCGCCAUCUCCCGGCAAAUGGGGCUCAUGCAGCACGGUGGUGACCACCGCUGCAGCUACAUGGCCAACGACGCCUCCCAGCUGAGUUGUCAACCAACUGGGAUGUCUAUCCAGGUGUUAAUCAACGGCGCGGUGUACGAGGUGCCGGGAGCCGGCGCGUUGUUGGAUUUGGCAGGCACGUUUGGGCGUGAUGCGAUGCUGGUGCACUCCUCCGGCGAGAUCCUGCCGGUGAACGAGCACGGCAUCCUCAUGAAGAGCUUGCAGAUGGGGGAGUGCUACUACCUGGUUGGUGAAUUAUUUUGUUUAUAUAUCUUUGCCGUGAUUAAUUAAAUUAAACUUAAUUACUUUUAAUCUCCCUU